GGUCAGGCCGGAGCAAUCGGAGGCCGAGCGCCGAGCGGUGCGGGGCGGGGACCUGAACGCCGACCUGGCGCGCACUCUGCAGUGCACACCUGCCCGCUCCACGGAACCGGACGAGCUUCUGAGCCUUCUCUGAAGUGUGUCCUCGCCCUGCCGUGCGCGCUCUCCCGGGGUCUCCAGGUCCAGGUCCAGCUCCCCAGGGGGCUCCAGGCCUCUCCCUGGGCCCGUGCCACAUCUGAGGACCCUGUACCCAUUUGGUGCUUUGCAUCUCUAAGGACUUGCUGCUUUGGGGCAUGGAAUCAAACCCGAAGCCUUGGAGCCACUGCAGUGAGAUUCUUAACCCACUUCACCGCAGCAGGAAUUCCCCUGCUGCUUUGUUUACAGCUUUCAAUUUCCCUAGAGGACCUUCCAUCCAGUGGGCAAGAGGUUUGCAGCACCUUACGUUGGUAAACAAUUCCAAGUGCGUCUGCUGCAGGUGUCCGGACAAGAGACCUUUGCCGUGUGACUUCACAGGAAGCAGCGACAUGGCGGGUUCCUCACCAUUUAAGAUGCGAUUAGUUCACCUGGACCUGAAAGGAGCUCCGCCGAGGGUCUGCUACCUCUCGGAGGUCUUCCCCCUGUUCCGAGCCCUGGGCGCCAACGGCCUCCUCGUCGAGUAUGAAGACAUGUUUCCCUACGGGGGCCGCCUGGGGCUGCUGAGGGCCAAGCAUGCCUACAGCCCCUCCGAAAUCAAAGAGAUCCUGCGUCUGGCCACACUGAACGAGCUGGAGGUUAUCCCCCUGGUACAGACAUUUGGACACAUGGAGUUUGUGCUGAAGCACGAGGCGCUGGCUCACCUCCGAGAAGUGGCGCUUUUCCCCAACACCCUGAACCCCCACGAGGCGGAGUCGCUGGCGCUGGUCGCAGCCAUGGUGGACCAGGUGAUGGAGCUGCACCCGGGCGCCCGCUGGCUCCACGUCGGCUGUGACGAGGUGUACUACCUCGGAGAGGGCGAGACUUCCAGACGGUGGCUGCAGCAGGAGCCACACUCCAAAGCAGAGCUGUGUCUGUCCCACAUGGAGGCGGUGGCCAGCCACGUGCGGGCCCGGCACCCUGCCACGACACCCCUGGUGUGGGACGACAUGCUGCGAGACAUCCCGGGGGACCAGCUGGCAGCGUCCAGGCUGCCGCAGCUGGUGGAGCCCGUGCUCUGGGACUACGGGGCCGACCUGGACGUCCACGGCAAGGCCCUCCUCAUGGAGAAGUACCGCAAGAGCGGCUUUGCGGGGCUCUGGGCCGCCAGCGCCUUCAAGGGGGCCACGGGGGCGAGCCAGGCCCUGACCCCCAUCGAGCACCACCUCAGAAACCAGGUGCAGUGGCUGCAGGUGGCGGGCAGCGUGCCAGCGGACUCGCUGAGGGGCAUUGUCCUGACUGGCUGGCAGAGGUACGACCACUUCUCUGUGCUGUGUGAGCUGCUGCCCGUGGGAGUCCCGUCCCUGGCCGUCUGUCUGCAGACGCUCCUACACGGAGGCUUUGCCGAGACCGUUAAAGCAAGAGUGGAGAACUUUCUUGGGAUUUGGAGCUUAGAAGUAACAGAUUUCACGAGUGAGCGGGCCGGCUCCUUCCCCGGCAGCGACAUCCUGGCCCUCGUCGCCCACGUCAGCCUCCACCUGUGCGGCUCCGUGGACGCGUUGCUGGAGAGGGACAGGUACGUGACCGGCUGGUUCAGCCCCUACCACCGCAGGCGGCGGCUCAUCCACCCCGUCGUGGUGCAGCACAUCCAGCCCCGGGCGCUCAGCCUCCUGUCCAGGUGGAGUGCCGUCGUGGGGGAGCUGGAAGCUGCCCUGCAGCGUGUCUUCUACCCGGACGCGGUGGAGGAGUGGCUGGAGGAGAACGUGCACCCCAGCCUGCAGCGGCUGCAGGCGCUGCUGCAGGACCUCCACGAGGCGGCCAGCCCCAGGCCCGACUCGGGCCAAGACCCCUGAGCAAGGAGCGGGGGCAGGGGCGGUGAGCCGGCCGCCGGCCUUCCUGUCCCUGCGGCUGAGCCCGGGCCGGGAGGCAGAGGCGCGGGCCUGUGCGCGGUCAGUGCAGACGACUGAUUCCUUCAAGAGGCGAGUGGAAGCCAGAGGUCACGCCAGAGGAAACCGCGAAGUCCCCGUCAGCGCCCUGGCUCCGGCUGCUGGAGGUGGGCCCUCACGGUGGUCUGUGAAGCCGGCUCGAGGGAGGAGCGGGCCAAACACCCUCCCUCUGUUCUCCCAGCAUCUCCCAGCCCGGGGCCAAACACCCGAAAUCAAUUACAGCAGUUCACGCCUUUA
Messenger RNA from Phacochoerus africanus (Common warthog), 2291 nucleotides. RefSeq names its product hexosaminidase D (gene HEXD). NCBI's taxonomy places the organism in Eukaryota, Metazoa, Chordata, Mammalia, Artiodactyla, Suidae. Bases 291 to 1961 code for a protein of 556 amino acids. The record is from RefSeq and is a predicted model, not a curated record. Gene Ontology annotation, molecular function: hexosaminidase activity. The transcript has 15 exons. Gene Ontology annotation, biological process: carbohydrate metabolic process.